Messenger RNA from Colletotrichum lupini, 798 nucleotides. RefSeq lists its product as uncharacterized. The record is from RefSeq and is a predicted model, not a curated record. The transcript is spliced from 2 exons. Bases 1 to 798 code for a protein of 265 amino acids. Lineage: Eukaryota; Fungi; Ascomycota; Sordariomycetes; Glomerellales; Glomerellaceae.
AUGACAGCCUCAACAAGCCCCUUCUAUCUAGCCAUCCGCACAAUGUGGCCCCCGACCCUCCUCGCCGCAAUCUUCACCCUCUUCAUCACCCCCCUCGAAAAGGUCUUCUACCGUGCAGACCUCUCCAUCGCAUACCACAUCUUCGCCGCAGCCUCAAUCUACCUCACCCUCAUUCUCAACGCCGUCAUCAUAGGUAUCUUUAACCGCUGGCUCGUCGAGGGCUACCUCCACAGCCUCUUCUUCCUCCCCAAUCUCUUCGGCCCUAUCAUCGUAUGCUGGGUACUUUUCGCUGACAAUAGAUACCUUGACAACCUCGCCCAUCUCUACGGCUUCGUGGUGGGCAUGCUGCAUGCGCCGCUGCUGCUGAGCCUGGCUGUUCAUCUCGUCGUCCACUUUGUCUUCCUCAUCCUUCGGUGGGUUGUCGCAAAGACGUCGUGGCUCGUAUGGACGGUCUCGGAUUACAUGCCCCAACACCCCUGUGAAUCAACCCAGAAAUUCCUCCUUGCUCUACACGUUUGGCUCGAAGAGCUCCCCGAUGAGACUGCGGCUGCGAUCGACCGCAAAUUGUUCCGCACUGAGUGGUUCUUCCUUCAGCUGGUCGCCGGCUUCGCUUGUACUAGUUUGGUCUGUAUGCUCUACACCAUGAUCGUUGACACGUUCCGUUCGUGCUUGCAGCGCCUUGUCGUCCAUAUCACUGCGGAGGUGCUGUUGCAUAUCGGAGACUUCAUUUUCGAAGUGGGUCGUUGGAUUGAGGGCCUCGUGGUGAGGCAUACUAUUUGGGAGGAUAUGAACUUGUGA